Pseudophryne corroboree (corroboree frog) is the source of this 6278-nucleotide messenger RNA. It is a transcript of the gene MAFF, whose product is annotated as MAF bZIP transcription factor F. The transcript is spliced from 3 exons. Bases 16 to 645 code for a protein of 209 amino acids. Gene Ontology annotation, molecular function: DNA-binding transcription factor activity, RNA polymerase II-specific; RNA polymerase II cis-regulatory region sequence-specific DNA binding. Gene Ontology annotation, cellular component: nucleus. Lineage: Eukaryota; Metazoa; Chordata; Amphibia; Anura; Myobatrachidae. Gene Ontology annotation, biological process: regulation of transcription by RNA polymerase II; regulation of epidermal cell differentiation. The record is from RefSeq and is a predicted model, not a curated record.
UAAUUAAUAUGCAAUAUGUUGCAAUAUGUUGUAAAGCAUCAUAAACACAGGGUCUGCUCCGCUUUAAAAAUCGAAGUAAAGACGCCAUAUUAUUUGUUUUGGCGGGGAAUUGUGUUGUACGGAAAGGCCGGCAUCUUGUCGGCGACGCCAUCUUUGUUGAGGCAUCAAGUACUGACCGAUCGUGACUUCCAGGUGACAAUGUCGUCUGAUGGACUUUCGGCCAAGGCCUUAAAGGUGAAAAGAGAGAUGGGGGAGAAUACACCAAUGCUUUCAGAUGAUGAAUUAAUGUCAAUGUCUGUGCGGGAGCUAAACCAUCACUUACGUGGGUUAUCCAAGGAGGAGGUAGUACGGCUAAAACAGAGGAGAAGGACCCUGAAGAAUAGGGGCUACGCCGCCAGCUGUCGCGUCAAACGUGUGUCACAGAAGGAGGAACUAGAGAAACAGAAGAAUGACCUACAGCAGGAAGUGGAGAAGCUGGCACAGGAGAAUUCCACCAUAAAACUGGAGCUAGACGCACUGAGGGCCAAGUAUGAGGCCCUGCAAAACUUUGCUCACUCGGUGGCCAGAGGGCCUGUCACUCCAGCGAAGGUAGCUGCCACCAGCGUAAUCACCAUUGUGAAAUCUUCUGGGAACUCUUACUCUUAACAACAAAGGCAAAAAAAACAUUGCUUGUGCACCCAAAUCCCAUCUCACCUCAUCAACAAGAUACGCAUCAGAUAGCAGUCUCCCAAAGAUUUGGCUAGGCAUAAGCAUGAGGAGCCUUCAGCUUGCCCUCAAACCUUUGUUCUACCAUUCGAUCCAGUCAUUUCCACAAAAUAAGAUGUCUGUGUAUUGCGUUAUAGGGUGCAGUUAUUGAUCUACCCCAAAUUGCGUGAUUCCUAGUUCAAAAUUCCCAAAUAGGGAAAAAGCUGGAAGUAACAUGACCUUUCAGUCUUUUUGAGUACAGCUAUUUGUACCUAAUCUCUUUGAAAUGUUUUAAUUAGGAAAAGCAAUGUUUUGGGGUUUUUCAUAUAUAUUUUUUUUUCUUAAAGUAAACCUGUCACACACAAUAUUUUCAUUAGAAGGUGUAUUCGAUUCUGCAUUUUAAACUGUGCUGGUUAACUAGCUAGCUAAUGGAAAACCUGAUCAUUUUUCUUGUUAUCAGUAUGCCUUUGCAGAAUAUGCUAAUUAAGGAAUAUUUAACAUCCUGUCUCUAACGGCAAAUAUAUUAGUCCGACCUAUAGAGAUGGGGAAAACGUUAGAGUCAUUAUAUAGAGAAAAUUACGUUACUAUUUCAUGAUUAAUUUAUUUUCACAAUAUUUAUUAGAAUUUUUGAAAUGGUCAUAAAUUAUAUACAUGACAGGUUCACUUUAAAAAAUGUAUACAUGUUCUAUUUUUAUUAACGAAGAAUGUGCUCCCAUAUUCUGCAGAUAAUCUAUAUAUGAGGUAUAGUGGAGACGUAUUAGAUAUCUACAUGCAUAGGCCUCAGUGUUCCCUAAUGGAGUGUGGUUCCAGUUUGUCUAGUCCUUUUAGGAUUUUGGCCCACAGGGAUUUACUUGGUGUCUGUGAAAGUUGGGAAAAGUAAAUUAUACGAAGGUAAAAGAAAAUGUGAAAAUGGAAAAUAAGAAGUAAUAGACUAGCCAAAGAAAGAAGAAUAGGAUGUGGUAGAUUAGUCAAAGAAUGAGAAUGUAAUGGGGAUGGAAGGAAGAAUAUUAAGGUGUCGAGAAGAACAAAUGAUCACUAAUGAGUUAAAAUUCCCUAUGCCACGGUGUACUACAUGUAGGGUAAUGAUCACUCGAUAUUAACAGGGUGGAAUUUAACCCACCUGACACAGCUGUAGAAAGUUAGCUUACCUCUGUCCACAGGCCUUCGCUGCUAUGUGAUGAGGGUACUUGACAUGUAAUCUAUGGGCGGCAGUCGUUUUUUUGAGCUCUCACUGGACCUUAGUUGGACCUCUCUCUGCCCAGCAGAAUUGGAACCACAAGCUUGUCAUUAGUUGGCGUUUGGAUACCAGUUUUGAAGAAACAUGCAUGAUGCAUUAAAGUUAAAGUGAUCACUUAGGGGGGAUUUAGCAAAACUUGAAUAGAAAUAAAGUGGAAAGUUAUAAAACACUAACUUAUUCACUUCUAAUUCCCAUUUUACAGGUUGCGUUUGAAAAAUCACAGUUAGGAGCUGAUUGGUUAGUGCGUUGUCUCUUUUCACUUUAUCAUUCUCCAAGAUUUGAUACAUACUUAAAGUCUUGUAGUUGUAUUAAAACAAAGUUCUCUUGUUCUAACUGUGCCCAAACAGAUCUAUAGGAGCAGAGUUUAAACAGUUAUAACAGCAAAUUUUUUGGGGGGUUGGGGGUGGGGAUUUUUUUUUCUACAGCUCUACUUAAUAUUAAAAUAAUUGAAAUGUAAACAAAAAAACACACUACAGGGAUAUUAUGAAAGUAAAUUUAUAGCAAUAGCCGAGUAUGUGUGUUUCAUUACUAUAGCCAAUCCUGAACAUGGGUUUAUUUAGGAAAAAAUAGGGAGAGUCCAUCACAGGCAGGACCAAGGAAUUUAUUAUAGCCAGCUAUGUAAAGGAUGUUUGGUUUGACAAUGCAGGCAAUAGGAAUAGUGAAAGAAGGGAAACGUAAAAAGCAUAUAAAUAAUAUGCUGAUUUAAGGAAAGUCUGAAUUAUUGAUGCAAGGAAAGUAAACCUUUAAAUCCUUUUGGGCCAAGAACACUGGAUACAUUCUCCAUCAGGAACCCAAAUCUUUAUUUAUUAUAACAAUGUAAGUUUGCUUGGUCAUGUGUAACUGCCAGUAUCCUGGCAAAGGAAGUCAUUCUGAUGCAUACAGAUACUGGUGCAAGGUACUUUAAUGUGUCUUACAGACAUCACUAUAAUAUAUUACUGUAAUUUUUUGAAGCUAAUGUGGCCAGUUUGGGCAUAUGACAAAUACCCCACUUCCAUCUGUACUAUUACUUAUGGUGGAUGGGUCUGCUCCUCUUUUUUGGAGAAACUCUAAAAAUAUUUUUAUUAGCUGCUUUCAAACAGAAAAUAUAAAUUCAACAAACCGUGGGAUAGAGAAUUUGCAUUGCUGGUGUGAGGAUGAUGUCACCGGCCUUAAUAUCCCAGACUAUGUCUAUCAGAUUACCCCUUUUGCCCUCAUUUGUUUUCUUAUUUAUGUUUGAGACGUUUAUUUUUCUGCAUAUUUAUAUAUUUUUAUUUUAAAGAUUUUAGGGUAAAUGGUGGGAAAUGCUUAUUUUAAAUGUUUGGUAUGUCUUGUAUUUUUUUUUUUUUUCUUUUCCCUUUUAAUGGUUAUUGACAAAAAAAUUUAAUUUCUACUUGAGUAUAGAAUUAGCUGGAUUCAGAAGUUCCAAUUAAGUGAUAAACUCAAGACUAGAAACUUUGGAACAACGAAAUGAUGACAACCCUUAUUUAUAUCUUUAUAUUAUUAUUUAACAGAUCUAAUCUAUUAACUGGGUUAGGGAACCUCUUGUUAUAGCAAAGUCUUGAGCCACAGUUUGCCUCAGCUGGCCUACAUUCCUUUUGUGGUAUUAUUUAAUCAAUCAUACUAGUUACAUAGGUUUUAGCUUUCUGGCUUGUUUCAGUGUUUUAUUUUUUUAAUCAAGGCCUUUAUAUCUGCCAGAUAAAAUUGGCUCAUAUCUGUUGCCUUUGGAUACGACAGAGCUCAGAUCUGCUUUGUGGAACUGUAUUCAUAGAACCCAUAAAUGUCAUAUCUAAAAGUAACCAGUAUGAAAAAGUUUAGUUGAUAGAUCUAUUGGCAUGGCUGAAAAACACAGAAUGAAGCCAAAGCAUUACAGAUAUUUAUUUAGAAAAAAAAAUCAGUAAGGAAUUUAUAAAUCAUUGCAUUUUUUUUAUGACCUUAAGCCAACUGAAGUAAACACUGUCCAUGAUGUGUGUGUGUGUGUGUGUGUGUGUGUGUGUGUGUGUGUGUGUGUGUGUGUGUAUAUGUGUAUGUGCAGAGGUUAUAUAUAGAAGCAAUUUCAGUAAUGCCACCUUGUAACGUUUAUACACCUGAAUUAAUCAUUCAUAUCCAGUAUGGAGCAAACACUUGUCGCAACAUUUAUUUCAAAGUGUGUGUUUGGAUACUUAAGUGGUUUUAUAUUGAUAAAGUGACUAAAUAAGGGGGACAUUUACUAAGCAGUGAUAAGAGCGGAGAAGUGAGCCAGUGGAGAAGUUGCCCAUGGCAACCAAUCAGCACUGAAGUAACAGCUAUAAUUUUGCAUACUAUAAAAUGAUACAGAGCUGCUGAUUGGUUGAAUGGGCAACUUCUCCACUUGCUUACUUCUCCGCUCUUAUCAUUGCUUAGUAAAUGUCCCCCUAAAUAUCAAACCAACUGUAGAAUACACACAUGGAUUUUCCUUGAGUUAAACAUUUUGUAUGCUCAGUGUACUAAAAUCUUAAGGCUGAAUCCAGACAAACAUUUUCUUCCUCUCCUGAUGAAUGCUAUAGGCAUUCCUUUACAUAACUAAGCUGUAAGCCAUGGAUCCUUAAAUGAAAUUCCAAUCUAGCAAAAAUAUUACAAACAGUUAAAUAUUAAAGAACAGUAAAAGCAGUUAAAUUACAUAUGCAUUACAUAAAUAAGGACGAAUCUUACAGCUGAACUAUCAGCUGUUUCAUAUUCAUCCGCAUGGUACGUGCUGUAUCAUAUAGCUGUGGAUGGCGAGGUUGCCAUACCAAACAUUGAGUCCCAGGAAAAAUGGAUGUAUAGAGCAGCCACUUAUUCUCAACUGAUGGAAGUGCUGGGUAUAGUAAAUGUUAUUCCCUUUCUCACCCUACCAGUGAUUGUAAUGGUAAUUAAUAAAUAAAAACUUCCAUAUUUGGUACUGGUGCCAUUUGAUUUGGAUUCUCUGGCUUACGGUUUGGUUAUUAUACAUAACUAUAUGGUAUAUACCGACACUCCACAUUGAAUAGUUAUGAGGUGAGCAGGUAUGUGUUUUUAUAUGUCUGUAAUGUUUUGUCAUUGUGCAGCAGUGUGGAAGGGAAGUCUUCAUUGUCCAGAACAGCACAUUCUAUCUAGAAGCCCAAUAAGGUUAGUGAGAAGACAUUUUAUGGAGUAUUUUAAGAUUAGAUCUAAAAUGUCAAAUAGGUUAAACAAAAAUGUAAAUAUGUCACUUGUCUGAACGUAACGUAGCCUAACAAGGCCAGCAAUUGUCUCUCUGGUUUUUGUGGGAUUUGAUUUGCACAACCUCUGGAGAGACCGGAGUUGCCGAAGCCUGCACUUAACAGAGCGACAAUCUGCACAGUCAUGAAAACUAUGCAGCUGAAACUAACAUGGCCAAAAUUCAGACUACACCGCAACUGGUAAAAAAUAAACAAAAUGUUCUGAUGAUACGUGAAAGAGCAUAUUAUAUAUUUGCUCCUUCUGUAUAAAACUCAUUAUAAUACCACAAGGUAUAUUUUCUGCACAAAAAUAUAUGUAUUCCUUCAUAUAUGUCACCUUUUUAUAAACUUUGCUCGCUAGAACACCAGUUUUGGACUUAUUUUUUUUUUUUGUGUGUUGCUUUUUUUUUUUUUUUUUUUUUAAGUUGGCAUUAUAAAUAGGGAGCACUGUGUGUGUGUACAUUUCUCAGUCUUGGGUAUUCCAGAAACAAACAAAUGUGUGUUUUACUUUGAUUACCACUGGAAACAAUUGUUUUUCCUGUGUUUUGAUGAUUAGACUACUUGAGAAAGAAUCUUGAAUUAUCUGUUUCCUAAAAGACUACUAACUCAGACAAGAGUUAUUGAUGUUCCAUUUUGUUUCAGACAUAGUCUAAAAAGUGUUGCUCACUUUCUCAGUACUGAAGAAUGAAUAAAAAUACUAUUAAACACCGGAGGAAUAAAGAGUCCACUGCCAGGAUAGACAAGAUGAACUAUGUGUUGCCUUACACUCAAGAAACAGUCUGCCUCACUUAAUACUGCAAUUGAUCAUGCAUCACUGCUUUUAUAUCUUGACUUCUGGAAGUGGCCUUGAGGGCAGGAGAAGGGUUAAUUUAUCAUAUGUUUCAUCUUUCUUUAGCCAGUUGAUCUUUUCUCCUGCAAUGGGUCAUCAUCCCCUUUGGUUUUCAAGGUCUUUAGUUCUUUUGUUCAUCCUUUUGUCAGCUGAGGUGUGUGGCAUAUUUCAGAUGUAAAAUCUGUGUGUUCGUCAGAUACAAGUGCACAGUACUUAUUCUGCAUUACAAGUCUCAUGUAUUGAACAUUUUCAUAUAUCUAAUAUAUGUGUGUGUGUAUAUAAAUAUAGUGACUGGUAUUUAUUUUUCUGAAGCAUUUUAAAGUCCCUUUAUAAGUGUAUUUUAUAUUGUUCGAAUAAAGCAUUUUUUUCACGUAAA